CCAAUCGGCCGAUCGAUCCACCCACCUACCCCCAGCUCCGGCCGCCGGCGAUGGCCGUCUCCGACCUCCUCCCCCUCCCCUUCCCCGUCCCGCCGUACGCGCUCCACGUCGCCGCGUCGCUGGCCCUCGCGGCCGCCGCGCACUUCCUCCACGUCCCGUCCCUCCUCCUCUACGCCGUCCACACCUACAUCCACCCGGACGCCGUGCCCUCCACGGGGCCCCGCGCCGUCCUCCGCCCGCCCGGCUCCGCCCCUCCCUCCGGCAAGCGCGGCGCGGCCGGCCCCCCGGCCUCCGACGGCUCCGCGCAGCUCUACCGCCUGCGCCUCUCCCACGCCACGCUCGCCUCCCGCCCGCACUUCGCCGGCUUCCACCUCUCCCUGCUCCUCCCGCUCGCGGUCCUGCCCCCCGCGCUCCUCCUCCCGCCGCCCCGCUCCCCGGCGGCCCCGCUCGCGCCGCUCCUCCCGCUCGCCUUCCUCUUCGUCGCGCUCCUCCGCCAGGUCGCGCUCGCCUCGCCGCCGCGCCCGGCGCACCUCGUCGCCUCCCUCGCGGCCCUGCUCGCUGCCACCGUGCUCUCCUCCAGCCCCUUCGCCGGCUCUGUCGCCUCGCUCGCCGCGCUCCCGGCCUGGCGCUUCGCGCGCGCAUUCUGGCUCGGCACCGACCAGCCCCGCACCGGGCUCGCCGUCCUCGCAUCCUCCGCCCCGGCGCGCCUCCUGCUCCACCUCGCUGUCCUUGUCUCCUCCGCCGCCUCCAUCCUGCAGUGCUGCGGCUUCGUCGACGGCCCCGAGCUGGAGGUCAAGCUGCUGGCCGCCGCGGCCGGGCUGCAGCUGCUCGCCUCCAGGGCUGCCGUGCAGAUGUACCUCAACGAGGCUGUGUUCUGCUGGUACCAGCGGCUGCAUGCCAACCGAGCGCCGGACACCGAGUACGGACGUGCCAAGGUGUUCCUGCACAACCACCAUCUCUGCGCGGCGGCCACGCAGUUCGUCGCGCCGCCACUGCUCGUGCUGUCGCUGCUGGCACUGUGGUGGGUGCAAGGGAAGAACUUCUUUGAGGGCGUGGAGGGGCUGGACUGGCUUGUCGGGUGGUCCGUCGCCAUGAAGGAGGCGGCAUUGCUUGCAGCCCGUUGGGUGGUGGCAGUGUGGUCGGCGGUAACCGUGGGCACGCUUGUGGGCUACAAGCGUGGAUGGUUGUUCGUCUUGUGACCGGUCAUGCCUCUUAGUUUGUUUGCUGUGUGAUUGGUUCAGAUGGACUUGUAUUUGAUAGAGCCGGAUUCCACGCCGGAUUGCCGGAGUUUUGAUAGGACGGCGCAAGUCUUUGUUAUGGGAGCAAUCUGGGAUUGAACCUUUUGAUUUCGUUGAGGCCCUGCUUUACUGGAGAAGCAAUGUAUGAUCAGUUUAUUUUGUUUACACUGUUGGGCAGAGAUAUUUGACAAUCAGAAACUGACUGGUCAGUCACCCUGUUGUACUCUCACUGUAUCCUCUUUCAUAGACACCAAUGAAUCAUUUCUUUUUCAGUUGGAGCGAACA
Molecule: messenger RNA, 1523 nt
Organism: Triticum dicoccoides
Lineage: Eukaryota; Viridiplantae; Streptophyta; Magnoliopsida; Poales; Poaceae
Exons: 1
Coding region: 51-1199 (382 amino acids)
Source: RefSeq, a predicted model, not a curated record